UAACGCCGAAACGUUGGAAAUGGGAAUACCAUUCAGCAACCACGCUAAAUAAAAUACUGGCUAAUGCACGUGUAAAUCAAGGAAAAAUGGCGGGAGAAUUUAAGGCGAAAACACGUAUUGGAUUUACAGCUGACGAGAACUUCCCCGUGUUCGUCCCCGUAAGAUUUACCUCCAUGUGGGUACCAGGCAACGCUGAAAUACAGAGUCUCAAGAAUGAAAAAGACCAGGCUAACGAGAUAUCUUCAAGGAAUUCUGCUGAUAAAGACAGGCAUAUGACUUCACGUGUUUACAAUCCAAUUCCUUACUGCAAGCCGUUUGCCGCUGUCAACAUACAGAAAUCGCCAAGUACAGACGCAGUGACUAAUGUGUCCCCAAACAAGAGACGUAAAAUGGCUGAUUUUAAAGAAACUUCUUUCAAUGUCCGCAAAUUCAAAACUGCCACGCCAUACCGAAAACCUAGUUUUGAAGCCAUCUCCGUGAAUAGGGAAUGGCAAAUGAAUUCGGAAAGUCCUUACGGAAAGACUAAUACCGUACCAAUUCCCAAAUCACCGAAAAGCAGUACUCAGCACAUUGCAGCUACAUGGCCAAACUUGAACAAGAUAUCACCAGCCACGGAAGGUGAGAAACGACAUUCUCAUCCAUCACCUAUGUUUCCUGUCCCAUACAGAAAGACUGCUGAGAAUACUGGACCGUCACCUGCACCUUUUGUUCCUGAAAACGUCAAAGGGUUUGACAGCAAAGUUCUAAAGAAAGUGGACGUCGCAGCAGAAAAGCCACAUUUUACAGACAAUCUUGUAGUCAAAAAGAAUGAAGCGGUUGCUAAAAUUGAACGUUACUAUACCCAUCUUCUCACUAUAGUAGAAAACAUUAGCAAAGAACCACCACCAGAAAUCAAAGGAGUAAAUGUAAAUCAAGAAGACAAAAAGACAAAUGUAAUUCCUGGGAAGACAGAAAUGGACAAGGAAGAACUCUUCACAGAAGAGCAAUCGAACAACACUAGGAGUCCUCAGGAAUCCGAUAAACUUUCAAGCGAUACGGAUACACAUGACGCGGAGCAAUGCGUGAUGGACUCGGACAACAGGCAAAAUGUCAAUAAUCAAAACCUGAUGGAGACAUGCAAUCUCCGCUUUCAUUUAAUCAACAAAAGUAAAGAGAGCGCACACAAAAUGCUUAGUAUUUCGCAGAAUAUACUUGUUUGGCUGUUCUGGUUUUUGAAGCGCUAUUUGUUUCUAACAUUUAUAUUGAUAAGACUAUUCCAUUGAUUGUCAAAAUGUUUUUCCAUGCUCAGUUCAGAAAAUAUACGUAGCACUUAUCAUCA
This is a messenger RNA of Mercenaria mercenaria, 1318 nucleotides long. RefSeq lists its product as uncharacterized. The coding region runs from base 87 to 1262 and encodes 391 amino acids. The record is from RefSeq and is a predicted model, not a curated record. Lineage: Eukaryota; Metazoa; Mollusca; Bivalvia; Venerida; Veneridae. The transcript has 5 exons.